AUGAAGGGUUUACCGCACGGCGUCACCGCACUCGGGUUCCCAAGCUGGGUGGCGGCUGUGCCGGGCAGCGGGCGCACAGACCCCCGCGGGCCCAGGCGCCGGCUCUUGCCCCUUCCUCUGCCGUCCCGGCGGGCAGGCGUGCGCCCAGGGAGGCGCCGCACUUACUGCCCCACGGGCCGCUCCCUGGGGCGGCGUGGCCGAGGAGAGGGCCGCCCAGGCCCGCCCCUUUCGGGUCAGACCCCGGACUCGGCUCCGUGGACGCCCAGGCGCUCCGACGCGCAGGCUCCAAGAGCAGCUCUCCUCUGCUCCCCGCCCAGAGCCCAGCCCUCCGGUGACUCCCGGAGGCCGCCCGGCGGUCCCCGCCCAGGCCCAGCAGGGGGCAGGCCGCGGCACGCGGGGCCCGGCGAGGUCUUCCCGCCGGCAGGGGGCGCCCGAGCUCGGCCUCGCGCUGGCGUCGACGUGGGGGCCGGAAGUCCCGCCCCGGAAGGAGGCGCGGGGAUGGCGGCGGAAGUGGGAGGAGCGUCGCCCUGCAACCCCCGGAGCCGUGCCGCCUGGCGGCGCCGCAGGCCUGCGGACCCCGUUGCCAGCCUGGCUUCCUCACCCCGCCUCCGCCGCCCGCUGUCCGCCACCCCGGCCGCCGCCGCGUCCUUCUCCGGAUGCUGGGCGGCCGGCAGCCGCGUCCGGCUGUUGCAGGCGGUGGACACGGAGCUCACCGCGGAUUCGGUGGAGUGGUGCCCGCUGGAGGGCCGCAGGCACUUGCUGGCGUGCGGCACCUACCAGCUGCGGAAGCCGGAGGGCCCGCCCGCCGACCCGGAGAGCCAGCGCGGCCUGGGUGUUGACGAGGAGCCUCACGUUCGUUUGGGUCGUCUCUACCUGUACAGUUUCAAUGAAGAUGGCUCUCCCUGCCCCCUGGUGGAGAUCCAGAGGAGAGAGACUUCCGCGAUCCUGGACAUGAAAUGGUGCCACGUCCCAGUGGCCGGCCAUGCCCUCCUGGGUGUGGCAGCUGCUGCUGGGUCCAUAGAGCUGCUCCGCCUGGUGCAAUCCGAGCAGAACACUUACACGCUGCAGCCAUUCUCCCGCUUUGCCCUGGAAAAGCAGUGUCUAGCCUUGUCCUUAGACUGGUCCACGGGGAAAGCUGGAAGGGCCAGUGACCAGCCCUUGAAAAUCAUUAGCAGCGACUCCAACGGGCAGCUCCACCUCCUGCAGGUGAGCGAGGCCAGUCCGGGAGUGCAGGCUGUGGGCACGUGGCAGGCCCAUCACUUUGAGGCCUGGAUUGCGGCUUUCAAUUACUGGCAGACGGAAAUCGUGUAUUCAGGUGGGGACGAUGGCCUUCUGAAGGGCUGGGACACCAGGACCCCCGGCCCCGCAGUGUUCACCAGCAGGAGGCACUCCAUGGGCGUCUGCAGCAUCCAGAGCAGCCCCCGUCGCGAGAACGUCUUGGCCACGGGAAGCUACGACGAGCACGUCCUCCUCUGGGACACGCGGAGCAUGGAGCAGCCGUUGGCGGACAUCCCCGUGCAGGGCGGGGUGUGGAGGCUUAAGUGGCACCCUUUCCACGACCACCUGCUGCUGGCCGCGUGUAUGCACGGUGGCUUUAAGAUCCUCAACUGCCAAAAGGCAGCAGAGGAGAAGCAGGAAGCGUGCACAGUCUCUCUGUCCUACACCUUGCCCAACUCACUGGUGUAUGGAGUCGACUGGUCCUGGCUCCACUUCCACCAUCUGCUGCAGACCCAGCCAUCAUCCCACUUGGGGCCUUCUCCCGGCAGUGACCCACGAGCCAAAACAGCAGACCCGGUCUGUACCCCGAAGGUUGUGGGCCAGUCGCCAGCACCCUCGUUUGAGCGUUUAGCAGACAGUGAUGGAGAGGGUCAUACCAAAUGCCAGAGUGGAGGCAAGCUGAAGACUCCUCUCCAGCCACUCACAGAGGACAAGAACGGCGGCCGGCUGCAUGCCUCGGGGGUCAGGGUCUGUGACUGUGACCACUGCCUGGAGGCAGUCAACUGUGACGUCAGCCUUGUAGCCACAUGUUCCUUUUACGAUCAGGCUCUUCACCUCUGGCAGUGGGAGAACAGCUGAGCUAGGGAAGACGUUGCUUGGUCUGACAUCAUAAAGACCAUUUCCAUAAAUAAAACCAAGAGGAUGUCUUUAUCUUUUCUGAGAAUAAAGUGUCCUCAGACAAUUGUA
This is a messenger RNA of Hippopotamus amphibius kiboko, 2184 nucleotides long. It is a transcript of the gene DPH7, whose product is annotated as diphthamide biosynthesis 7. Gene Ontology annotation, molecular function: protein binding. The transcript has 10 exons. The record is from RefSeq and is a predicted model, not a curated record. Bases 1 to 2076 code for a protein of 691 amino acids. Lineage: Eukaryota; Metazoa; Chordata; Mammalia; Artiodactyla; Hippopotamidae.